GCCACCUGUCAGUGUCCAUCAGUGCAUUGUAUCAGUGCCACAUAUCAAUGCCCAUGUGAGCUGCCUUUCAGUGUCACCCAUCAGUGCCAGUCAGUUUCACCUAUCAGUGCUGCCAAUCAGUGCCACUUAUCAGUGCUGCCAAUCAGUGCCGCCAAUCAGUCCCAGUCAGUGCCGCCUAACAGUGCCAGUCAGUGCCACCUAACAGUGCCAUGUAUCAGUGCUGCCUUUCAGUGCCCAUCAGUGAUGCCUGUCAAUGCUCAUCAGUGCCACCUACCAGUGCCUCCUCAUCAGUGCCCCCUAUCAGUGCCCAUCAGUGCAGCCUAUCAGUGCCCAUCAGUGCAGCCUCAUUAGCGCACAUCAGUG
This is a messenger RNA of Staurois parvus, 363 nucleotides long. Lineage: Eukaryota; Metazoa; Chordata; Amphibia; Anura; Ranidae. The record is from the annotation of a GenBank genome assembly.